AUGGCUUCAAAAUCAACUGACGCUUUUGAUGAGGAGGAGCGUGUUCAGGAAGAAGAGGAGCCAAAACGGGAGCCGACAUACGGCACUGUGGAAUGGAUUUACUACUGGAGUGAUACUGAAGGCCUCCUGCCAACCCCCUUAAAUGUAUCCAUCACAGGUGCGAUCAAAUACAGCUGUCCGUCACUCAGAUGGUACAACUUCGACGUCUACCCUCACAAGAUUAAAAUGACCAAUACCGGAUACACCGUACUGAUCGGUGCAAAAUGGAAGACUGAGCGGCCAUAUUUAGAGGGAGGCGUAUUACUGGAAAGGCACGUUUUAUCCCAGAUCCACUUCCAUUGGGGACCCAACUUGAUGGAUGGCAGUGAACACUCCGUCGAUAAUCGGAAACAUCCCGCUGAAAUGCAUGUCUCAUUCUUUAAGUCUGAAUACCUGACACAAGAAGAAGCGCUUAAACAUGAUGAUGGUGUGGUCAUGUUUUGCUAUAUUAUCAAAAUGGCCGUAGACCCAGACCCUCGUCUAACUUGGGUGAUAGACGCGUUCCCGAAGAUCCGAGAGCCCCAGAGCAGGACGCGUAUUGGCCCUUUGCCGAUGUCCAAGUUGAUGCCUAUGUUUGCUGAAGACUACUUCCUCUAUUGGGGCAACUUGCCCUCGGCGAAAGGAGAUAACUUCAUCAUCAGGUGGCUUGUACCGAGGGUUACACUCUUUGCUACUAGUGAACAGAUCAAAGAAUUCCGUAAACUCUGGGACCCAUGGGAUGAACCAAAUCCUGGAAAUUGCAGACCUUUACAAGAGCAAAAGGAUCGAAAAAUUUUCCUUAUCAAUCCACAUUUCAACUUAUACAACUCCUUACUUCCAUUGCCAACGAAACCUGAGCCAUCGAUAUCAGUACUUUCGGAUGAAUACACAUCCAAACCUUGGAUGCUACCAUCCAUAGAAGCUAGUCUUCAAGCUGUUUUGGAAAAGGCUUUGAGAGGAGACGAACCAGAAGAAGAACAGAAUAAAUUGUUUGUAAUAAACUAA
Molecule: messenger RNA, 1023 nt
Organism: Pectinophora gossypiella (pink bollworm)
Lineage: Eukaryota; Metazoa; Arthropoda; Insecta; Lepidoptera; Gelechiidae
Product: carbonic anhydrase 2-like
Exons: 6
Coding region: 1-1023 (340 amino acids)
Cellular component (GO): cytoplasm
Molecular function (GO): zinc ion binding; carbonate dehydratase activity
Source: RefSeq, a predicted model, not a curated record